Messenger RNA from Phymastichus coffea, 1233 nucleotides. RefSeq names its product nudC domain-containing protein 3. The record is from RefSeq and is a predicted model, not a curated record. NCBI's taxonomy places the organism in Eukaryota, Metazoa, Arthropoda, Insecta, Hymenoptera, Eulophidae. Bases 42 to 992 code for a protein of 316 amino acids. The transcript is spliced from 5 exons. Gene Ontology annotation, biological process: protein folding. Gene Ontology annotation, cellular component: cytoplasm.
UGAUUUUUGUAUGAAAGUUCAAUGAUUGUUUAUAAUAUUAAAUGGAUUCGAAACACGAUCCAGCUUUUUUGAAUAUUCUUCGCGAAGAGAAGAAUAUAAUAAAUUUCUUGGACGCUUUUUUCGGAUUUCUCUAUCGCUGCACCGAUUUUUACGUUGAAUCUACUCCAGAACAAAAGCUAGGAUUUCCAUCGGGUAUCGCCGAGAAGCUGGUGGUGAAUACAUUGAGAAAAUGGCAAAAUAUCAAAACGGCCACGGAUACUCAAAUGCAGUUCGAAGGCCCGCCGCUGGCUAUCGAAGAGAUUGAAGUUGCCGGGAACGAAGUUAUUGAAGCCAGUAAUGAAAGUCUUGAUUCUGCAAAUUCAGUACGCAAUGAGAAUGCAAAAUCGUCGGCAGAGGCAUCAUCCAGGUCGUCAGAUAGUUACAACGGUGCAUCAUACGAGAACUACAAGUGGAGUCAGACGGUAAACGACCUCGACGUGGUGGUGCCAAUCCCUGCAGGUGCGCGUCGCUCCAAGGACGUGCGAGUCGAGUUGAGCGCCGAUGGCCUCGAGGUUGCGGUUUUGCGCGAAUUAACUGACUUCAAAGCUGAGGAGGAAAGAGGGCUGGAAAAAGAAGAUGAAAAAUGGAAGAUACUCGUGAAGGGGCGGUUUUUGUUCAAGAUCAAGCGUUCCGAGUCAUAUUGGUGCUUGGAGCCUGGAAAGCAUAUAAAUUUACACCUGGAAAAAUCAAGCGAGCGUUGGUGGGAUGCAUUACUCGACAAUGAACCACGUAUUGAGCUGAGUAAACUCGACUGUUCACGUCAGCUCGAGGAUAUGGGCGAGAGCGAGCAGAUGAAAGUGGAGGAGCUCAUGUGGAAUCAGAGGCGGAAGUUGCUUGGCCAACCUACCUCCGAACAGAUCAGAAUGGAACGGAUACUACAGCAAGCAUGGAACGCCGAAGGCUCGCCUUUCAAGGGUACCGAGUAUGAUCCUUCCAUCGUCAAGUUCAACUAACGAGACAAAGAUGAUGACGGUGAUUUUCUAGAAGAGGGAUGACUCUUUUCUUUUCGGUACUGUAUAAGUUUGGACAGAAAACGAGUGUGGUUGUUCCCUUUUCAAAUGUGAGUUUGUGAAAUUGCAUAAGAGAAAUUUAGUGGAUACGUUGUCUUUUUUAUCAAUUAAAUACUGUUUUGUAAUUAAGAUACAUAAUAUAUAUAAGUUACUCUUUUUUAUGAAUAUUGAAUUAUACAAAAUU